UACCAGUACCAGAAAAUAUGGAAGAUUAAGAUGAUGGAAGCGCCAAUCUUUGAGGUAAAAGUGUUCAUUUUGACGCAUCUUCACUUCAUUACAUAUUCAUGUUCAGUUCAAUCAACAUUAACAGUUGAACCCGUUGAAGUACAUAUUUAAAUACAACAAAUAUUUGACCAAAAGUGCAACUGGACGAAAAUGACCCAAAUGGAAAUCGAUAAUUUGAUUGAUAAUCUGGAGAGUGAUUUACGUUCACCCAAUAAACCAAGUAAAGGGUCAGCGUUGAAAUCGAGAUCAUCCAAACAUCAAGAAAUACGUAAACAUCAGAAAUCCUAUUAUUCAGAGAAAUCGGUCGUUUUCCCACCGAACCAGAAUGAAAUAAUCAAGGAGGAUACACCUCAAAAUGAAGUUAAAGUCAGUUCUGUGCCCGUUAAAGCAAAAGCUAAAAUGUUUGAUAAAAUUGUUGCGAGUUCAAAAAGUGAUUCUAAAAGUGAUUCUGGUCUAGUCGAGACUCAUGAACGUAAAUCUCGUCCAAUAACACGAGAUAACAGUCGCAGUAAUCCGAUGGCAAUUGCAAAGCUUCGUUACCGUUCAACAUCAUCAUCAAGCCACCGAAGUCCAAGUAACCAUUAUGACAAUAAAGUUACUUAUCGAAGAUCAGAGUCCUCACCAAGAAGACAAGAAUUCUUUCGACAUCGAGAUUCGAGACACGGAAAGCCUCUUCCAGGAGUCAACCAAUUUAUUGGUUCUUCUUGGCCAAAUGGGUUGGAUCAAGCAGGAAACCGUGAUUCUGAUGAAGGAAUCCAUUAUAAUCGUUAUCCUCGACCAGUCUAUUCACCUCAACCAUCCUCGGUUGGCUGGUCAACUCCUGCCUCCAGUCCCGAGCCUCCUCGUGAAAUGUCUCCGAUCAAGAAAGUUUUUGUGAAGCGACAAGAGGCCAAUCCACCGUCACCAUUACCUGAUUACAUGAAAAACUUGCGUCUAAUGGAAAUAAAUGAUCCACCUUAUAGCCAUGUAAUACCACCUAAAUUUGGCACUUUAACUCGUCGUCGAUAUCCCAACAUUGCUAAGGAUCCGAGUCCUCAUGGUCCACCUUGUGGUUUAUGUUAUGAACCUAUUGAUGAAGAUCGUUGUAUUGUCCAAGAAGGUGUUCAAUAUCAUGUUUGGCAUUACGCUUGUUCAUAUUGUUUGGUCACUUUGAAACAAAAUGAUUUCACUAUUGUUAAGGAUAAUAAGCCAUUUUGUACGAACUGUUACAGGCGAAUGCUUGUUCCCAAUAAUUGAGAGAAACUCUGUUGAAUAUUAGCUUACAAACAAACUGUAAUCAAUAUUGAAAUUAACCUAAUCUAUUUAUUUAUGUAACUUGGCAAGUUUCACUGGUUAGAGUUAUAUCAACUCCAAUCGCACAGAAAAUUGUGACACAUAAAUAUACAACUCAACUAAUUUGGAGCUGAUUCAUCCUUAUUUUUGAUUUAAAGAUUCAAUUGUAUUGAAAAAAGUCUGCAUUUCAAUUCUAUGUAACUUUAUUUUGAAUAAUAUCUAAUAAAUAUAAAAUUCAAUCAAUUCAA
Molecule: messenger RNA, 1559 nt
Organism: Tetranychus urticae (two-spotted spider mite)
Lineage: Eukaryota; Metazoa; Arthropoda; Arachnida; Trombidiformes; Tetranychidae
Source: RefSeq, a predicted model, not a curated record